CGGCGGCGGCUCGGGCAGAGGGGCGGGAGCAGAGGCGGGAGCGGACGGGCUCGGGAGAGGCAGCGGAAUGGUGGACUACCACGCGGCGAACCAGUCGUACCAAUACGGCCCCAGCAGCGGGAGCAAUGGCGCCGGCGGCGGGGGUAGCAUGGGCGACUACAUGGCCCAGGAGGACGACUGGGACCGGGACCUGCUGCUGGACCCGGCCUGGGAGAAGCAGCAGCGCAAGACCUUCACAGCCUGGUGCAACUCCCACCUGAGGAAGGCCGGCACGCAGAUCGAGAACAUUGACGAGGACUUCCGAGACGGGCUCAAGCUCAUGCUCCUCCUGGAGGUCAUUUCAGGGGAGCGGUUACCUAAGCCGGAGCGGGGCAAGAUGAGAGUGCACAAAAUCAACAAUGUGAACAAGGCACUGGACUUCAUCGCCAGCAAAGGAGUCAAGCUGGUCUCCAUCGGGGCGGAAGAGAUUGUGGACGGCAACGCAAAGAUGACCCUGGGAAUGAUCUGGACCAUCAUCCUCAGGUUCGCCAUCCAGGACAUCUCUGUGGAAGAGACCUCUGCCAAGGAGGGGCUCCUUCUCUGGUGCCAGAGAAAGACGGCCCCGUACAAGAACGUCAACGUGCAGAACUUCCACAUCAGCUGGAAGGACGGUCUUGCCUUCAAUGCCCUGAUCCACCGGCACAGACCAGAGCUGAUUGAGUAUGACAAGCUGAGAAAGGACGACCCCGUCACCAACCUGAACAAUGCCUUUGAAGUGGCUGAGAAAUACCUAGACAUCCCCAAGAUGUUGGAUGCAGAGGACAUCGUGAACACGGCCCGGCCCGACGAGAAGGCCAUAAUGACCUAUGUGUCCAGCUUCUACCAUGCCUUUUCGGGAGCGCAGAAGGCUGAGACUGCCGCCAACCGGAUUUGCAAGGUGCUGGCUGUCAACCAGGAGAAUGAACACCUGAUGGAAGAUUAUGAGAGGCUGGCCAGCGAUCUCCUGGAGUGGAUCCGGCGCACCAUCCCCUGGCUGGAGGACCGCGUGCCCCAGAAGACCAUCCAGGAGAUGCAGCAGAAGCUGGAGGACUUCCGUGACUACCGGCGCGUCCAUAAGCCGCCCAAGGUGCAGGAGAAGUGCCAGCUGGAGAUCAACUUCAACACGCUGCAGACCAAGCUGCGCCUCAGCAACCGGCCCGCCUUCAUGCCCUCCGAGGGCAAGAUGGUCUCGGACAUCAACAACGGCUGGCAGCACCUGGAGCAGGCCGAGAAGGGCUACGAGGAGUGGCUGCUGAAUGAGAUCCGCAGGUUGGAGCGGCUCGACCACCUGGCAGAGAAGUUCCGGCAGAAGGCCUCCAUCCACGAGGCCUGGACCGACGGGAAGGAGGCCAUGCUGAAGCACCGGGACUAUGAGACGGCCACCCUGUCGGACAUCAAAGCCCUCAUCCGCAAGCACGAGGCCUUCGAGAGCGACCUGGCCGCACACCAGGACCGCGUGGAGCAGAUCGCCGCUAUCGCCCAGGAGCUCAACGAGCUGGAUUACUACGACUCCCACAACGUCAACACCCGCUGCCAGAAGAUCUGCGACCAGUGGGACGCCCUUGGCUCUCUGACCCACAGUCGCAGGGAAGCCCUGGAGAAAACGGAGAAGCAGCUGGAGACCAUCGACCAGCUGCACCUGGAGUACGCCAAGCGGGCAGCCCCCUUCAACAACUGGAUGGAGAGCGCCAUGGAGGACCUCCAGGACAUGUUCAUUGUCCACACCAUCGAGGAGAUCGAGGGCCUGAUCUCAGCCCACGACCAGUUCAAGUCAACACUGCCGGACGCUGACAGGGAACGGGAGGCCAUCCUGGCCAUCCACAAGGAGGCCCAGAGGAUCGCCGAGAGCAACCACAUCAAGCUGUCAGGCAGCAACCCCUACACCACCGUCACCCCCCAGAUCAUCAACUCCAAGUGGGAGAAGGUGCAGCAGCUGGUGCCCAAGCGGGACCACGCCCUCCUGGAGGAGCAGAGCAAACAGCAGUCCAACGAGCACCUCCGCCGCCAGUUCGCCAGCCAGGCCAACAUCGUGGGGCCCUGGAUCCAGACUAAGAUGGAGGAGAUCGGGCGCAUCUCCAUCGAGAUGAACGGGACUCUGGAGGACCAGCUGAGCCACCUGAAGCAGUACGAGCGCAGCAUCGUGGACUACAAGCCGAGCCUGGACCUGCUGGAGCAGCAGCACCAGCUCAUCCAGGAGGCGCUCAUCUUCGACAACAAGCACACCAACUACACCAUGGAGCACAUCCGCGUGGGCUGGGAGCAGCUGCUCACCACCAUCGCCCGCACCAUCAACGAGGUCGAGAACCAGAUCCUCACCCGCGAUGCCAAGGGCAUCAGCCAAGAGCAGAUGCAGGAGUUCCGGGCGUCCUUCAAUCACUUCGACAAGGACCACGGCGGGGCGCUGGGGCCAGAGGAGUUCAAGGCCUGCCUCAUCAGCCUGGGCUACGACGUGGAGAAUGACCGGCAGAAGCAGACAGGCAGCAUGGACUCCGAUGACUUCAGGGCUCUGCUUAUCUCCACGGGAUACAGCCUGGGCGAUGCCGAGUUCAACCGCAUCAUGAGCGUGGUUGACCCCAACCACAGCGGCCUUGUGACCUUCCAAGCCUUCAUCGACUUCAUGUCGAGGGAGACCACCGACACGGACACGGCCGACCAGGUCAUCGCCUCCUUCAAGGUCCUGGCCGGGGACAAGAACUUCAUCACAGCCGAGGAGCUGCGGAGAGAGCUGCCCCCCGACCAGGCCGAGUACUGCAUCGCCCGCAUGGCCCCGUACCAGGGCCCUGAUGCCGUGCCCGGGGCCCUCGACUACAAGUCCUUCUCCACAGCCCUGUACGGCGAGAGCGACCUGUGAGGCCCCCACCGGAGAAACCCUGACCAAACACCCCUCCUCACAGCCUCCAGGAGGGGCUGGGGGAGCUCUUCUGCCCCCCUCCCCGCUGCAAGAGCACCCCCUGGCCCCACUCCUCUGACUCUGUAUCUAUGCAAAGCACUCUCUGUCAGUCCUUCCUGGGCGGGAGCGGGGUGGGCAGGGAGGGGCUGGGGCAGGCUCUCUCCUCUCUCGUUGUCGGUGCGCCAGGAGGGUCUCCCCUCCCCCUGGACGGGGGUGAGGGAGGCUUCCGGGGUCAGCGCUUCUGGUCUGGUAAAUAUAUAUGAUGUGUUGUUUUGUUUUGUUUUUUUAACUCUGUGGAGGGGACAGUGGAUCCUCACAGCAAAACAGGCCCCCUCCAAGCCCUAGAAAGGCCCACCCCUCACCACCCCCCCCCUCCCCGGUCCAUUUCUUCUCCCCUGAGGUCCCUUCAAGGCCUCCCACAUCCAGGCCAAAGCCCGACGUGCCUUGUCCAGGAACCGCCCGGGCCUGCAAUGGGCCCCACAGAGGGUGCCACAGCCGCCCGGCAGGAAAGAGGACCAGCCUGCUCCCUGCUCCCCCGUCCCCUCCCCUCACUUGGCAUCGCCAGGAUAUGAGGGGGUUCAGCUCAGUCCCCCCUCUUCUGCACCAGGAGUGGGGUUGGGCAGACCAGCCUCCCACCCUCACCCCCAGCCAGCCCCCACCUUGCUUUGUCUGGACCUGCAUAUCUCUCAGAUUUUCUAAGGACCCCCCUCCACCUGCAAAAAAAAAAAAAGAAAAAAAAAACACACACACACACACAAAACACAAAAAAAAACACACAAAAAUCCACAAAAAAAAAAAAAACUAUGAAAAAAAACCUUUCAGAGAAUUACUAUUUACUUUAUUAACUUACGGAUUUAUUAUAUAAAUAUAUAUUCACCUAGCAGCAUAUCUUCGCCGCCUCUUGCUCUCAUAAUGAAGACAUAGCUGAUUUGCUCCCCUCCCCGAGCCCCUUACUGAUUUCUCUGAUGUCUGCCGUCGGCGUGGGUCUCUGGGGACCCCCCCGAGGUGGAGGGUGGGCUGCUGGCCUAGCUGCCUGUUAGUGGAUGGUUUCGCUCCACCACCUCCCCCCCCCCUUUUUUUUGAGUUUAUUCCGAUUGAUUAUUUUUUUCUCGGUUUCUGGAUAAACCACCCUUCUGGGGACAGGAUAAUAAAACAUGUAAUAUUUUUAAGAAGGA
Messenger RNA from Balaenoptera musculus (blue whale), 4083 nucleotides. It is a transcript of the gene ACTN4, whose product is annotated as actinin alpha 4. Bases 68 to 2869 code for a protein of 933 amino acids. Gene Ontology annotation, biological process: actin cytoskeleton organization; muscle cell development. NCBI's taxonomy places the organism in Eukaryota, Metazoa, Chordata, Mammalia, Artiodactyla, Balaenopteridae. Gene Ontology annotation, cellular component: plasma membrane; cell junction; cortical actin cytoskeleton. Gene Ontology annotation, molecular function: actin filament binding; calcium ion binding. The transcript has 22 exons. The record is from RefSeq and is a predicted model, not a curated record.